Closterium sp. Naga37s-1 is the source of this 1422-nucleotide messenger RNA. The record is from the annotation of a GenBank genome assembly. NCBI's taxonomy places the organism in Eukaryota, Viridiplantae, Streptophyta, Zygnematophyceae, Desmidiales, Closteriaceae.
AUGGCGACAGGCACGGCAGCAGGCACAGCAGGCGCACAAGAGCUGGCUUGGAGGCAGCGGGGGGAUGGGAACGGGGAUGGGGAGGGGAAAUGGGAGGAAGAUGGGGAGGGGGAAAGGGAGGGGGGUGGGAGGGGAGAGUUGACAGCUGCUGAGAUGGCAAGGCGGCGGUUGCAGGAAGCCUUGGGAGGAGUCGAGGAGGACGGAGAUGGGGAGGGGAAUGGAAUUGGCGAGGGGGAUAAGCGGGGACAGUUGACAGCGGCGGAGAUGGCAAGGCGGCGAUUGCAGGAGGCGCUGGGGGGAGAUGAGGAGGAUGAGGACGACUGGUUGGCGGACGACUUGGGGCUGGGCGCGGCUGUGGUGGCUGCCCGGCGCAUCUCCACCAACAGCUGGUCCUCUAGUGCCACGCCGUCCCGCUCGAGCAUGCAGCUCAACGGCUUCCUCUGCCAGGAAAUGGCUGAUCUCGCUCAGCGGCUGCGCAGAGACGACCUAGCAACUGGGGGAGGGGCGGGCGCGUCAGCAGAGCAGCAGCAGCAGCAGACGAUUCUUUCUUCCCCGCAGCAGCAGCAGCAGCAGCAGCAGCAGCAGCAGCAUCAGGAGCAGCAGCAGGUGCAGAGGGGGGCCAGUGUGGCCUCAUGCAUGGCAGAGCAAGGCCCGCGCCGCUCUUCCUUCUCAGACUUCACCAGCGAGAGAGAAGGGGCGCGCUGGGAGGAGGGCCUCUCAGGGCGCGUGGAGGGUGAAGGGGAGGUGCAGAGAAGAAACAGCGACAGCUCUCAGCGGGCUGUGUGGUGGGGGAGACGGCUGGGGAGGGAGGAGCAGGGGCAGGGGCAGGGGCAGGGGCAGCAGGGGAAGAGAUUUGGGGAGACAGAGCAAGGCGCAGUGCAUGUGCAGCAUGGGCCCAAUGGGCCUGCCUUGGACGCCCCCCCAGCACCUUUCUUAGGAACAGCGCCCUCUGUAGCAGCAAAGCCUUGUUCAGCAGCAACAGAGAGGCCUCCAGUAGCCCCCUCCCCUCCCCGCUGCCUGCUCUUCUCCCCUGCUGACCUAGCCACCAUCACCGACGGUUUCGCCCAGGAGAACUUUCUUGGAAGCGGCGCGUACGGCCCCGUGUAUCGCGGCCGGCUGGAUCCGACCAAUCACAGCGCGCCAGCUGGCAGCGGGGACUCGUUUGAAGGUGCGCAAUGUGGUAACCAGACUGGUAACAAGCUCAGUAACCAGAGUGGUAACCAGAGUGGUAACAGCAGCAGGGACGGCAUGCAGGUGGCCGUGAAGGUGCACAGGUCAGCCAGCAAGCAGGAGGCGAUAGAAGCCUUUGUGCGAGAGGUGGAUAUCCUUUUACGCGUGCAGCACACUCACAUCGUGCGCCUGUUGCAGCAGCCGGAGCGGCAGGAGCAGCAGCAGCAGCAGAGGGAGCAGCAGCAGUUGUAG